AUGGCAAACGAGUUGUACGUCAAUGAUCAGAAAAUGAAGUUCUCCCUAGAGCAUGCUUGGAGGCUUCUUCGUCAUGAGCAGAAGUGGUGUUCUUCGAAUGCUUUGAGAGGACCUGAAAACACCAAACGAACAAAGCUUGAUGUGAGUGGCACAUAUUCCUCCAGCUCAAAUACAACUUCUCGUCUUGAGGAAGAAGCUAAUGAACGCCCUCCAGGUGUUAAGGCAUCCAAAAGGAAAGCAAAGAACAAUGGUGGUGGUACAAAAACUGAGGGUAAUUCUCUACAAAAGUUAGAGAAGGCGUGGGAGAUCAGAGAGUUUCCUUGUGAUCUCAAGUCGGCACAAGAGAACAUCAAGUCUCUUGUCUUCGAUUCUGCUCUUCCCGUGACUAAACUCGUGAGCUCAAGUCGGCACAAGAGUACAACAAGAGAACAACAAGAGAACAACAACCUUCCCGUGACUAAACCCGUGUCUCAACCUUCCCGUCAGAACGCCCAUUUAGAUGAUGAGUAUGAUGAAUUUUUUGAUGAACAUUUUGGCAAUCUAUUCCAAGAUUGCCUAGAUGAUUAUGGCAAUGAUCAACAACCAACUUCUUCAAGGCGCCCAAGAGCUUAUAUUGAUAGACAACACGAAGAAGGGCAUAUUCAAUUAUGGAAUGAUUAUUUCAGCGAAAAUGCUACGUUCUCUACUGGUAGUUUUCGUCGUCGUUUUCGAAUGAAUAAAUCAUUGUUCAUUCGUAUUGUUGAGGCACUAUCCAAUGAAGUACCAUAUUUCCAACAAAGAAGAGAUGCUACAGGAAGGUUGGGUCUGUAUGGAUUACAAAAGUGUACAGCAGCCAUUCGUAUUUUGGCAUAUGGUUGUGCAGCUGAUGCAGUUGACGAAUACCUCCACCUCGCAGAUAGCACCGCAAUGCAAUGCUUGGAAAAUUUUGUGGAGGGAAUUAUAUAUUUGUUUCAAGAUACGUACCUAAGAAGACCUACAUCAGAGGAUCUCCAACAAUUACUCAAUUUAGGAGAGGACCGCGGAUUUCCCGGGAUGAUCGGAAGCAUUGAUUGUAUGCAUUGGGAAUGGAAGAAUUGUCCAACAGCUUGGAAAGGACAGUAUUCUCGUACUUUAAAUGAUAUCAAUGUUCUUGACCGUUCACCAGUUUUUGAUGACAUCUUAGAAGGUCGAGCUCCGAGAGUAGAUUACUUUGUCAAUGGACGACAUUACAAUAUGGCUUACUACCUCACUGAUGGUAUAUAUCCGAGAUGGGCAUCAUUCAUCCAAUCAAUUUCACUUCCACAAGACCCCAAAGCAUCAUUAUUUGCAAGGUGUCAAGAAGCUACCCGAAAAGAUGUCGAACGUGCUUUUGGAGUCUUGCAAGCUCGUUUUGCGAUUGUUAAAAAUCCUGCACUUUUUUUGGAUAAGGCAAAAAUAGGAAAGAUAAUGCGAGCAUGUAUCAUAUUGCACAAUAUGAUAGUAGAAGAUGAGCGAGAUGGAUACAACCUGUCCAAUACAGCAGAAUUCCAUCAACGAGAAGGAAGUCGGACUUCACAUGUCGAUUUAACAUAUUCUACAGAUAGGAUUAACAAUCUCGACGAUGUGAUGGGCGCUUGGAAUCAAGUUCGUGAUACAACGAAACAUCGACGGCUUAAAGCUGAUUUGGUUGAACAUAUCUGGCAAAAAUUUGGCACAACUCAAUAUUAG
Molecule: messenger RNA, 1686 nt
Organism: Camelina sativa (false flax)
Lineage: Eukaryota; Viridiplantae; Streptophyta; Magnoliopsida; Brassicales; Brassicaceae
Source: RefSeq, a predicted model, not a curated record